AUGUCUACAUCUAAAACGAUACAUGAAUAUUUCGGACGAAAAGUGUCAGAUUGGGAUAUUGUAAGAUUCCUCGAUGAAUGUACCAAUAUAGAAUCUUAUAGACAAAAAAUAGAAUGCUACUUAUCAUCUCUCGAGUUGAUAGCCAAUACUGAGAAUGGUCAAAGGCGUAAAAAAGCGCUGGAACUUCAAAAACUCUACAGGGAGGCAAGUAUUAGACCACAAAAGCAGUGUUGGGACACAGGUGACCUUCGUGCUUGCCUGAUGUUUAAAAGUCCUCGAGUUAAAAGUCUUAGAGCCUACUGGCACUGCUAG
Dentiscutata erythropus is the source of this 312-nucleotide messenger RNA. The record is from the annotation of a GenBank genome assembly. NCBI's taxonomy places the organism in Eukaryota, Fungi, Glomeromycota, Glomeromycetes, Diversisporales, Gigasporaceae.